GGGGUCGGUGUCUGCAGCAUGGAGCAAGGACUGGUCGUUACUCAGCUGGACAUCCAGCCCCAGGAGUGCAUCAAGAUCAAAGGGAAGAUCCUCUCUGAUGCUAAAGGGUUUGCCAUCAAUGUAGGGAAGGACAGUGGCAACCUCCUGCUGCAUUUCAACCCCCGCUUCGACUGUCACGGGGACGUCAACACCAUUGUGUGCAAUUCGAAGGAGGAUGGCACGUGGGGUGAGGAGGACAGGAAAGCUGACUUCCCCUUCCAGCGUGGUGACAAGAUUGAGAUUUGCGUCUCCUUCAAUGCAACAGAGGCAACGGUGAAGCUGCCCGAGGUGGAGUUCCAGUUCCCUAACCGGCUGGGCAUGGAGAAAAUCGAGUAUCUGGCUGUGGAGGGUGACUUUAAAGUCAAAGCCAUUAAAUUCAGCGAGCAGCUAUAGCUUGGUUUGUUUGGUGUUCUCCCCCUGCGUAGUGAAAUAAACCUAAACUUGCAGUGGC
Molecule: messenger RNA, 490 nt
Organism: Merops nubicus (carmine bee-eater)
Lineage: Eukaryota; Metazoa; Chordata; Aves; Coraciiformes; Meropidae
Product: 16 kDa beta-galactoside-binding lectin
Exons: 4
Coding region: 19-432 (137 amino acids)
Molecular function (GO): carbohydrate binding; laminin binding
Source: RefSeq, a predicted model, not a curated record